Messenger RNA from Hemibagrus wyckioides, 1074 nucleotides. RefSeq names its product Rac family small GTPase 2 (gene rac2). Gene Ontology annotation, molecular function: GTP binding; GTPase activity. The transcript is spliced from 7 exons. Lineage: Eukaryota; Metazoa; Chordata; Actinopteri; Siluriformes; Bagridae. Gene Ontology annotation, biological process: small GTPase-mediated signal transduction. The record is from RefSeq and is a predicted model, not a curated record. The coding region runs from base 126 to 704 and encodes 192 amino acids.
ACAGCUCUACACACACACACACACACACACACACACACACUCGGGCUUCCUGUAUCACACCUUCUCUGUGCAGUUUUCAUCCCGCGGCUCCUCGGACUUCUCCUCGGUCUCCGUGUAGAGAGAAAAUGCAGGCCAUUAAGUGCGUCGUGGUUGGAGAUGGUGCUGUGGGUAAAACAUGUCUGCUGAUCAGUUAUACCACCAACGCUUUCCCCGGAGAGUACAUCCCCACUGUGUUUGAUAAUUACUCUGCCAAUGUGAUGGUGGACAGCAAACCUGUGAACCUGGGACUGUGGGAUACAGCAGGACAAGAGGAUUAUGACAGGCUCCGCCCCCUGUCCUACCCACAAACGGAUGUGUUUCUCAUCUGUUUCUCUCUGGUCAGUCCAGCAUCCUUUGAGAACGUCAGAGCUAAGUGGUACCCCGAGGUGCGGCACCACUGCCCCUCUACACCCAUCAUCCUGGUUGGCACCAAGCUGGAUCUCAGGGACGAGAAGGAGACCAUUGAGAAGCUGAAAGAGAAGAAACUGGCUCCAAUCACCUACCCACAAGGCCUUGCUCUGGCCAAGGAGAUCGAUGCGGUGAAGUAUCUGGAGUGCUCGGCUCUGACCCAGCGUGGACUGAAGACGGUGUUUGAUGAAGCGAUCAGAGCCGUACUCUGCCCCCAGCCCACUAAAGUGAAAAAGAGCUCCUGCUCACUGCUCUGAGAUCUUCAGGAGUUGAUGAGAUGAGAAGAUCAACUGAAAUCCUUUAGGUGGAGUUUUAUUACAGCAGAGAUACAUGUGUGAUGGUUUCAUUCUGCAAUAAUAAUAAUAAUAAUAAGAAGAAGAAGAAGAAGAAGAAGAGUAGAUAUUGAAGGUGUUCUGGUGUUUAUUUGCAGAGCAGAAGUGAGAGUGUGCUUUUAGACAUGACCUGAUGUUGUAUUGUGUAUUUUUCUGUGGAUAUAAAAAAUCCUUUAUUUUUUCUCGGUAUAAAACGUGGGUGUAGUUUAACCCGAAAACCCCAUGAUGUUCUGGAUGUUUCUGUUUUUAAUCUCUGUAGAACAUAUAAAAUAAAUAAAGCUGAAACAGGAGCUCA